AUGCAGGCAGAGCCUGAAACCAAGAAAAGAUUCUACGUUGAUCUGAGGAGAGUCCUGUGCAAGAUGGACACUACUGACAAACUUAUUAUCAUGGGUGAUUUCAACGCUCGAGUGGGGAACGACUACAGCGCUUGGCUAGGUGUCCUAGGUAGACAUGGCAUUGGCAACUGCAACGAUAACGGCAGGCACCUGUUGGAACUCUGCUCUGAAGCAAAGAUUGCGAUAAACAGCACAAUGUUUCAACAAAAAAGACGUUUUAAAACCACCCGGAUGCAUCCACGCUCAAAACAUUGGCACCUGUUGGAUUACAUAAUAGUGAGACAUUGUGACAUCAGGGAUGUGGUGCACACUAGAGAAAUGCCGAGUGCUGACUGUUACAAGAAAAAUCGUCUUGUCCGGACGAAGCUGAACAUCACCAUCAAGAUGGUAAAAAACGAUGGCCAGCCUAGGGCAAAGAAGCUAAAUGUUGAUAGGCUGGCUGACGUACGAGAGCGCUUCAGUUUAUUACUCGAGGCUGAUCUUCGAAAGCCACAGGACGAUGAUCCAGUGAGUAACUGGAGUCAGCUAAAACGAUACUUCAAGACGUUGCAACCAAAGUCGUGGGAUACUGCAGUAAACCCAACAGAGACUGGUUUGAUGAGAACAAUACCGCAAUUCAAGAACUGUUAA
Biomphalaria glabrata is the source of this 669-nucleotide messenger RNA. Its product is annotated as craniofacial development protein 2-like. NCBI's taxonomy places the organism in Eukaryota, Metazoa, Mollusca, Gastropoda, Planorbidae. Gene Ontology annotation, cellular component: nucleus. The record is from RefSeq and is a predicted model, not a curated record. The coding region runs from base 1 to 669 and encodes 222 amino acids. Gene Ontology annotation, biological process: chromatin remodeling. The transcript has a single exon.